This is a messenger RNA of Asparagus officinalis (garden asparagus), 3569 nucleotides long. RefSeq lists its product as uncharacterized. Gene Ontology annotation, molecular function: nucleic acid binding; ATP binding. NCBI's taxonomy places the organism in Eukaryota, Viridiplantae, Streptophyta, Magnoliopsida, Asparagales, Asparagaceae. Bases 9 to 3302 code for a protein of 1097 amino acids. The transcript has 26 exons. The record is from RefSeq and is a predicted model, not a curated record.
UGUCACAUAUGUCCAAUGUCUCGUUCGAGAGUGUAAUAUCAAACAGCAGCAAUUCUUUGAACCAGUCCAGCAAUGAGAAAGAGGUGCUGAAGGGUGACAUCUCUGUGCAGCCGUCUACAAAUACAAGGAAAAAGAGGAAGGUUGAUAGUAAUCGUUCCCUUUGUGAUAUAUUGAGCUCUGACUCUAGAGAUGUGUUUGAUCAACAAUCCCGCAUUGAAAUUUCCCGUGUUGUUGGUUCGGUAAACUGCUUAUCAAAUGCUAAUACAGGCGGAUGUUUGUUGAUAGAAAGAUUUGGUAACAAACAUGGAAAUGACAGUUGUAUAUGCCCGUCAUGGUUGAAGAAAGUACUGAAGUGCUUUAGUUUCUUAAACAUAUUCUAUGCUUUCUUCCAUGCUCAAUGCAAACCUUUGACGUGGGCGAUUAUUGAAGAAGCAUUGAAGCAUUCUAGCGAUUUUGGACUAGAUGAUGUUUUUGUCUCGGAUGUGGAGAGUCUCUCUAUUUUGUGCCCGAAGUCAGUGGUCAUUCUUGGUAAACAACAUACCAUGGAGAGGCCGGGAUCUGCCAUUACUAUAGGUGAUUCUUCAUUUGAAGCAGCUGUACCUUGUGAAUUGCAAAAAAAACACAGAAUUGCUAGGAAAUGCACAUCUACCCUUGUCAAUGCCAUAGAAAAACGGGGAUCUGCUUUUAGAACUGAUCUUUGGAGACUCAUCGUAAGCUGGAUGGAAACAAGGCAGUUGAAGAAUAGUUUGCCUCUCAUGUGGUCGCUGGAUGACCUUCUUACAGUGGCGAAAGAUUGUUUUAGAAUUUCUGAACAGAAUAAAGUAAAGUCACAUAAACCUCGAGUUUUCGCAUCAAAAUGCCAUGGUCUAAACCAUUUGGAACCUUCUGAACUGGUUGAUCAUCUUAGAGAAGCCAUGGGAAUGGAUGGCCAGAUUGUACAUGUGGAGUUCAUAAAUGCUAAAGAAGCAGUUUAUGUGGAACUUCCAGAUUAUCUUUCAGACAACUGUAGGACAGCACUUGAAAAGCUAGGAAUAUCCAGGUUAUACAGCCAUCAGGCUGAAUCUAUAUGUGCUUCUAUUUCUGGGAAGAAUGUUGUUGUGGCAACAUCAACUUCUAGUGGCAAAUCUUUAUGCUACAAUAUUCCAAUUCUUGAGGAACUUUCAAAGAAUCUAUCAUCAUGUGCUCUUUAUAUAUUCCCCACCAAGGCUUUAGCUCAAGAUCAGCUAAGAGCUUUGCUAAACAUGACAACAAGCUUUGAUGUUGAUUUAAGUCUUGGUGUCUAUGAUGGUGAUACUUCCCAAGAAGAUCGUAUAUGGAUUAGGGACAACGCUAGACUGCUUAUCACAAAUCCGGAUAUGCUGCACACAUCAAUCUUGCCAUAUCAUAAAAAAUUCGAGAGGAUUUUAUCAAAUCUCAGGUGUAUCGUUAUAGAUGAAGCUCAUGUAUUUAAAGGAGCUUUUGGGUGUCAUACUGCACUUGUACUUCGGAGAUUGCGGAGGAUUUGUUCUCAUGUAUAUGGCAGUGAUCCCUCCUUCAUAUUCUGCACUGCAACCUCUGCAAACCCUCGUGAGCAUGCCAUGGAGCUCGCCAACUUGGAGACUUUAGAGUUAGUUCAGAAUGAUGGAAGUCCAUCUGGUCAAAAAUAUUUUCUUUUGUGGAAUCCUCCAUUACGAUCAGCACCAAAAUUUCCCAGCAAAAAUGAACAGAAUUUUACGAAAAAAGAUCUAUGCACAAGACGAUCAAGCCCUAUUUUAGAAGUUUCUCACCUCUUUGCUGAGGUGAUUAGACAUGGCCUUCGGUGCAUUGCAUUUUGUAAGACGCGGAAACUCUGUGAGCUAGUUAUGUCUUAUACGCGUGAACUUCUCCAAGAAUCCAGUCUGCAUCUCGUAGAUUCUAUAUGUGUUUAUCGUGGUGGCUACACUUCAGAGGAUAGGAGGAGUAUAGAGAGUCGUUUUUUUGGGGGAACGCUUUUGGGUGUUGCUGCUACAAAUGCACUUGAACUUGGCAUUGAUGUUGGACAUAUUGAUGCGACAUUGCAUCUUGGUUUUCCUGGUAGUGUUGCAAGCCUUUGGCAACAAGCUGGUAGAUCUGGAAGAAGAUCAAAACCGUCAUUGGCUAUUUAUGUUGCAUUUGAUGGGCCCUUGGAUCAGUAUUUCAUGAAACAUCCACAUAAGCUCUUCAUGAGACCGAUUGAACAUUGCCAAGUUGAUGGUCAAAACCAGAAGGUUCUAGAACAACAUAUUGCCUGUGCUGCUGUGGAACUUCCAUUGUGUACACAAUAUGAUGAGAAGUAUUUUGGUGCUGUCCUGCAAAGUGCAAUUACGGACCUCAAGAGUAAAGGAUACUUAAGUUCUGAUCAGAAUGAAACUUCCUCCAUCAAAAUGUGGAAUUAUAUUGGACCCGAGAAUAAGCCUUCGAUGGCUGUUAGUUUACGAGCAAUAGAAACUGAGAAAUUCAAAGUGAUAGACCUGUUAAGUAAAGAGGUCUUAGAAGAAAUUGAGGAAAGCAAGGCCUUCUUUCAGGUAUAUGAAGGUGCCGUUUACAUGCAUCAAGGCUUCACCUAUCUUGUGAAAACAUUAAAUUUAUCAGAAAAGACUGCUUACUGCCAGAAGGCAGACUUGAAGUACUACACGAAGACACGAGAUUACACAGACAUUCAUGUCUUUGGCAGCAAACUUGCCUAUCCUCCAGUAAAGGGAUCCAAAUUUGAAUAUUCCAGAACAACUGCUCAAGUACAUUCUUGCAAUGUGACAACAACGUGGUUUGGUUUUCAUCGCAUUUGGAAAUCAAGUAACCAGAUAUAUGACACAGUUGAUCUUUAUCUUCCUGUGUUCUCAUAUGAAUCUCAGGCAGCGUGGAUUCGAGUUCCGCAGUCAGUAAGAGAAGCUGUUGAAUUAGAAGGGUUGUCAUUCCGUGCAGGCAAGCAUGCAGCUUCACAUGCUCUUCUUAAUGUUGUUCCCCUGUAUAUGAUGUGUAAUUCUUCUGACCUGAGCACCGAGUGUGCAAAUCCUCAUGAAACCCGUAGUAUCCCUGAAAGAUUGCUGUUGUAUGAUAAGCAUCCUGGAGGCAUUGGCAUUACAACACAGAUCCAGCUGCUCUUCAGGGAACUUCUCACUGCAGCCUUUGAACUUGUCUCAACAUGCAGUUGCUUGAGUGCUGCUGGUUGUCCAAACUGUGUACAGGCAUUUUCAUGUAGUGAAUACAAUGAAAUCCUUGACAAGAAAGCUGCAGUUAUAAUCCUCAAGGGUGUAAUUGAAUCUGAAGAAGCCUACUUCAAAAGUAGGAGGGAGUUUCCUGAGUAGUUGAAGCCCAUAUUUUGAAAGCUGGAAAAAUUCUCUGAAAUGUCCCACCAUUAUUUAUCACUAAUUCAAUGGCUUAGUUUGGUAGGAGGGUUGAGGAAGUGACGUGAGAGGAGGAAGGUGCGAUGAGGGAUGAACAUUCAUGUUAUUGAAGAAAUAUAAAGAGGAUUAUAUGUACGCAAAGAAAUAUUAGAUUGGCUUUGACUAGCUUUUAAUAAUUACACUCUUAUUGUGUGGAUUAUAUAUAAGAGUAUGGAUCUUUGAUCAUCU